ACGUCAGGUGCUGCGGGCUCGUCACUGCGCCCCUGCAUCCCCCUGCCCGGCCCCCCUCCGCAGAAUAAGCUGUUUUCUCAUCUAUGUUGGGUACCACAGAGUGACUGAGAACAGGAAGCGGAGGCAGAAGCAGAGAGGAUUCUGGAAAGGUCUCUGUGUUUUCCACCGAGAAUACAGAAAUUACGAUCAAUUACUAAGGCUUUGUGGAUGGAAAUCUGGACGGUUUCAGGAGGACACACGUAUUGCAUUAAUUUUGGAUGCUGGGCUUUGCAGUGAUUUUUCAUUCUCUUUCAAUCAGGUUGGAAAAAUAUGUCUGUGUGGAUAUGUAGACUUACCCUUGUCUACUGAAAUUAAUUUUUGAUAAGCUUUGGACACAGGAACAAAGAAUGAGAGAGGCUUGAAGGAACUGCAGUCUUGAAGAAGCUUCAGGUCUCGAGGAGAAACCUUCCUUACCAAUUCAUUUUCUGCUAGAAAUGCAGUCUUUUUCUUUUCACAUUAGCAAAAGAUGCAGAGGUUAAAUUCUGAGAUUUGGCAUUUCUUAGAAAAAUAAAGGUCAUUCUUAUGCAAGAAGCUAAAAGUAAUUAAAUUUGCAGGAUGAAAACAUGGCACAGGCACUGCUGGUACCACCUGGACCUGAAAGCUUCCGCUAUUUUACUAGAGAUUCUCUCGCAGCUAUUGAAAAGCGUUCUGCAGAAGAAAAAGCUAAAAAGCCCAAGCAAGAACAUACAGAUGAUGAUGAUGAAAAUGGUCCAAAACCAAACAGUGACUUGGAGGCAGGAAAGACGCUGCCAUUUAUUUAUGGUGACAUACCUCCAGGAAUGGUAUCUGAACCUUUGGAAGACCUGGACCCAUAUUAUAUCAAUAAAAAAACUUUCAUAGUAUUGAAUAAGGGAAAAGCAAUUUUCCGAUUCAGUGCCACAUCUGCCUUGUAUAUUUUAACUCCUUUUAAUCCCAUCAGAAAAAUUGCUAUCAAGAUUUUUACUCUUCGUGCUGCUGGGAAGACAUACAUGAUAUUUUUUGUUCUGGUUAUUUUUCUGGGCUCUUUCUAUCUGAUAAACCUGAUCCUGGCUGUGGUUGCCAUGGCCUACGAAGAACAAAAUCAAGCAACAAUGGAAGAAGCAGAGCAGAAAGAAGCAGAAUUUCAGCAGAUGCUGGAACAACUGAAGAAGCAACAAGAAGAAGCUCAGACAACAGCAGCAGUAGCAGCUGCAUCAGUUGCAUCAAGAGAUUUCAGUGGUGUAGGGGGAUUGGGAGAACUCUUGGAAAGCUCUUCAGAAGCAUCAAAGUUAAGCUCAAAGAGUGCUAAAGAAAGAAGAAACAGAAGGAAGAAAAGAAGACAGAAAGAAAUGUCUGAAGCAGAGGACAAAGGAGAUAUUGAUAAGUUCCCAAAGUCUGAGUCAGAAGACAGUAUCAGAAGGAAAAGUUUCCGCUUCUCCACAGAAGGAAGUCAACUGACAUAUGAAAAAAGGCUCACUUCUCCUCAUCAGUCUUUGUUAAGCAUUCGUGGUUCUCUGUUCUCACCAAGGCGCAACAGCAAAACCAGCAUUUUCAGUUUCAGAGGUCAUGCAAAGGAUAUAGGAUCAGAGAAUGACUUUGCUGAUGAUGAACACAGCACUCUUGAAGACAAUGAGAGCAGAAGAGAUUCUCUCUUUGUUCCAAAUCGACAUGGAGAAAGGCGCAACAGUAACAUUAGUCAAAGCAGUGUGUCGUCUAGAAUGAUACCAGCCCUUCCAGUGAAUGGGAAGAUGCACAGCACUGUGGAUUGCAAUGGAGUAGUUUCCUUGGUUGGAGGGCCUUCAACUCUAACUUCUCCUACUGGUCAGCUUAUGCCAGAGGGCACCACUACAGAAACAGAAAUAAGGAAAAGAAGACUGAGUUCAUACCAAAUUUCCAUGGAAAUGCUGGAAGAGUCUGCUGCAAGACAAAGAGCAAUGAGCAUAGCCAGCAUACUUACAAAUACAAUGGAAGAGCUUGAAGAAUCCAGACAGAAAUGCCCACCAUGCUGGUACAGAUUUGCAAAUACUUUCUUGAUCUGGGAUUGCUGGAGUCCAUGGUUAAAAGUAAAGCAUGUCGUCAAUUUAGUUGUGAUGGAUCCGUUUGUUGAUCUUGCUAUAACGAUUUGCAUUGUUUUAAACACCUUGUUUAUGGCCAUGGAGCAUUACCCAAUGACAGAACAGUUUAGCAGUGUCCUUUCUGUGGGGAAUUUGGUAUUCACUGGAAUAUUUACAGCAGAAAUGGUACUAAAGAUUAUUGCCAUGGAUCCUUAUUAUUAUUUUCAAGAAGGCUGGAAUAUUUUUGAUGGUAUUAUUGUUAGCCUUAGUUUAAUGGAGCUUGGUCUUGCAAAUGUUGAAGGAUUAUCUGUUCUUCGGUCAUUCAGAUUGCUUCGAGUCUUCAAAUUGGCAAAAUCUUGGCCAACACUAAAUAUGCUGAUUAAGAUUAUUGGCAACUCAGUGGGGGCUCUGGGGAAUCUGACCCUGGUGCUGGCCAUCAUCGUGUUCAUUUUCGCUGUGGUUGGGAUGCAGCUGUUUGGGAAAAGCUACAAGGAAUGCGUCUGCAAGAUCUCCAGUGACUGUGUGCUUCCUCGCUGGCACAUGCAUGACUUUUUCCACUCUUUCCUGAUUGUAUUCCGAGUGCUGUGUGGAGAAUGGAUAGAAACAAUGUGGGACUGCAUGGAGGUUGCAGGCCAAACCAUGUGCCUUAUUGUUUUCAUGCUGGUCAUGGUGAUUGGAAACCUAGUGGUAUUGAACCUAUUUCUGGCCUUGCUGCUGAGCUCGUUUAGUUCAGACAACCUUGCUGCUACGGAUGAUGAUAAUGAAAUGAACAAUCUCCAGAUUGCUGUGGCAAGGAUUCAGAAAGGCAUAGAUUACGUUAAAAAAAAGAUACAGGAGUUCAUCCGAAAAGCCUUCGUAAGAAAGCAGAAGUCUUUAGAGGAAAUCAAAGCACUUGAAGAGCUAAACAACAAGAAAGACAGCUGCAUUUCCAAUCACACUGCUGUUGAAAUAAGCAAAGAUCUGAAUUACCUUAAAGAUGGGAAUGGAACCACCAGUGGUGUAGGCACAGGCAGCAGUGUGGAAAAAUAUGUAAUUGAUGAAAACGAUUAUAUGUCAUUCAUAAACAACCCAGGCCUCACUGUGACAGUGCCCAUCGCACUUGGAGAAUCAGAUUUUGAAAAUUUAAAUACAGAAGAAUUUAGCAGUGAAUCUGAUAUGGAAGAAAGCAAACAGAAACUAAAUGCAUCAAGCUCAUCAGAAGGCAGCACUGUUGAUAUUGCUCCUCCUGGAGAGGGCGAGCAAGCAGAAAUUGAAAGUGAAGAAGCUCUUGAACCAGAAGCCUGUUUUACUGAAGGUUGUGUACAGAAAUUUCCAUGUUGUCAAGUAAGUAUAGAAGAUGGCAAAGGAAAAACUUGGUGGAAUCUCAGAAAAACCUGCUACAGCAUAGUUGAACACAACUGGUUUGAAACUUUCAUUGUAUUCAUGAUUCUCCUCAGCAGUGGAGCACUAGCUUUUGAAGAUAUAUAUAUUGAACAACGCAAAACUAUCAAGACCAUGCUAGAAUAUGCUGACAAAGUUUUUACGUAUAUUUUCAUUUUGGAAAUGCUUUUAAAAUGGGUAGCAUAUGGUUUUCAAAUAUAUUUUACAAAUGCCUGGUGCUGGCUGGACUUCCUGAUUGUUGAUGUUUCAUUGGUUAGUUUAAUAGCCAAUGCUCUGGGCUAUUCUGAACUUGGUGCCAUUAAAUCGCUACGGACAUUAAGAGCUUUAAGACCUUUAAGAGCCUUGUCACGAUUUGAAGGAAUGAGGGUGGUUGUAAAUGCACUUGUAGGAGCAAUCCCGUCUAUCAUGAAUGUAUUGCUGGUAUGUCUUAUAUUCUGGCUAAUCUUCAGCAUCAUGGGAGUAAAUCUUUUUGCUGGAAAAUUCUAUCACUGUGUCAACACCACAACUGGUGAGAUGUUUGAUAUCAGUGAUGUCAACAAUUAUACUCAGUGUGUGGAACUCAUAAAAAGCAAUCAAAGUGCUCGAUGGAAGAAUGUGAAAGUAAACUUUGACAAUGUAGGAGCUGGAUAUCUUGCUCUACUUCAAGUAGCUACUUUCAAAGGAUGGAUGGAUAUUAUGUAUGCUGCUGUUGAUUCACGAGAUGUAAAAGAUCAACCUAAGUAUGAGGACAACUUGUAUAUGUAUCUCUACUUUGUCAUUUUUAUCAUAUUUGGAUCAUUUUUUACCUUGAACCUUUUCAUUGGUGUUAUUAUAGAUAACUUCAACCAACAAAAAAAGAAGUUUGGAGGUCAGGAUAUAUUUAUGACAGAAGAACAGAAGAAAUAUUACAAUGCAAUGAAAAAACUGGGAUCCAAAAAGCCACAGAAACCUAUACCGAGGCCAGUGAACAAAUUCCAAGGCAUGAUCUUUGAUUUUGUAACCAAACAAGUAUUUGACAUCAGCAUCAUGAUACUUAUCUGCCUUAACAUGGUCACAAUGAUGGUAGAAACAGAUGAUCAGAGUAAAGAAAUGGAAACAAUUUUAUCCCGGAUUAACCUGGUGUUUAUUGUACUUUUCACUGGAGAAUUUGUCCUGAAAUUGAUUUCACUUCGCCAUUACUACUUCACUGUAGGCUGGAAUAUUUUUGAUUUUGUGGUUGUGAUUCUCUCCAUAGUAGGUAUGUUCUUAGCUGAGAUGAUUGAGAAGUACUUCGUAUCUCCCACACUAUUCAGAGUCAUCAGGCUUGCCAGAAUCGGUCGAAUCCUGCGCCUCAUUAAAGGCGCUAAGGGAAUCCGCACUCUGCUUUUUGCUUUGAUGAUGUCUCUUCCUGCUCUGUUCAACAUUGGGCUGCUGCUUUUCCUGGUCAUGUUCAUCUAUGCCAUAUUUGGCAUGUCCAACUUUGCCUAUAAACCAAACAAAGUCCAGCUUAUUGCAAUGGAUCUGCCCAUGGUGAGUGGUGACCGAAUUCACUGCCUUGACAUCUUGUUUGCUUUCACAAAGCGUGUGCUGGGGGAAAGUGGGGAGAUGGAUGCCCUCAGAAUACAGAUGGAAGAUCGGUUUAUGGCAGCCAAUCCCUCUAAAGUCUCCUAUGAACCAAUUACAACCACACUGAAACGAAAGCAGGAGGAGGUGUCUGCUGUCAUCAUUCAGCGUGCUUACAGACGUCACCUAUUAAGGGUAAAAGUUAAACAGGUGUCUAGUAUAUAUAAUAGAAAUAAAAACAAAGAAGGAGAUGGACACAUUAUAAAAGAGAUAAUUAUUGAUAAACUAAAAGGGAACUCCACUCCAGAAAAAACGGAUGAGAGUUCCUCUACAACUUCCCCACCCUCUUAUGACAGUGUAACGAAGCCAGACAAAGAAAAAUAUGAAAAAGAUAAAGCAGAAAAGAACUACAAAGGUAAAGACAUCAGGGAAAAUAAAAAAUAAUGAUCUAAGAAUUUUGUUAAUGGGACAACUUGUUUACAGUCUUUGAGAAUGAAUCAUCAACUGGACUCCUGCAGGAGAUUUAUGCCAAACUGACAUUUUUAAACAUAUAUAUGUGUGUGUGUGUGCGCGCGCGUGUGUGUGCAUAUAUAUACAUUAUAUAUAUACUUAAGGUCAGUGCCUAUAACAAAACAGUGAACCUCCAUCAUCAGACUGUGACUCUGUUAAUCAGGGUAAAAAACUUGACAAGAGGUUACUGUUUUCACUACAGCUGACACUGCUAAGAAUAAGGAAAAGGUGGCUCCAUGGAGAAGAUGGAGCAUGAAAUGAGUGUGAAAGGAGACUUUACUUCCACAACAUGUAGAACAGUAAUUCUCUUCACUGUUUGUAAUGCAACUGCCACAUUUGUCAUAUUUUUACAAAAACUGUAUUAGUGUAUUUAUCAUUUUUUAAUUCACAGGUUGUUUACUAUUAUAUGUGACUAUUUUUGUAACAGGUUUUAUGUUGGGGAAAGAGGUAUGAGGACCAGGAGUUCUACUCUCAGAUUCUCUAUAAUGUACAGAUAGGAAUGAUUUGCAUAGACAUGCUGCACUUGUCAAUCAUGCAUAAAUAAAAAUAUGACGUUGCACAAAGCUGAAGAUUUUAAGAACUUCCAUGUUUCAGGGUUGCUCUUAAAUGCGAAGUAUUCUAACUACUUGUAUGGCUGCAUCCAGAUUAUGUGCAUCCAGAUUAAUGUGCCUGGAGAGUCUCCUCUAAUUUACAGGAAUCUGCAAUGACUUAUUUUUAUGUGAAUGAUUAAACAUGAACAAGUUCUUGUUUAUGUUAAAAUAUUUACAGCUCAAAAAAUAUUGUGCAGUUUCUGCACUGGAAAAAUAGCUUCACCAAAAUACAUCUGGGAGUUCUUUUGUUUUGUUUUUAACAGCUUGAUUUGUUUUUUUUUCCUGGGCUAUUCUUUGGUUACAGUCUUAUCUCAUUAUCUCCAACAUCCAGAGAAUCCAUAAAAUACCCUUUUCCAUGUAAAUAUUAACAAUAUACUGUUGUGCAUAUUUGAUCAUAGAAUUAAAUAGCUUUCCUGCAUUGAAUUGCAUCAAAUAUGUACCACAGUAUGGUUAAUUUUCAAGAGCUCAACAGGACAUGUUGUAUUCUGUGUCAUAGUUAGGAGAGUAUCACUGAUGCAUGUCAAUGCUUUUGCUGCUGUACCUUGCUCCUUCCACUGUCCACAGUCUCCACUAUAGGAUGCCAUGUGUCAGUGAUGAAGUGAAUCAAGUUGUCCAACCAGACCUCAUUAUUUCAAGUCAUUAAGCAAUAGUUUGCAGCUAUUUAUGAGCUUUUUUAGUUUGGCAUUUUAAAUUUGAAGUGGCUGCUAUAUGGUGUAGAAUCAGACUGUACAGGCCAUAUUGCAAACUGUUAAACCUGUUGACAAUGUGGUUAGCAUAUAUAAAUAAUGUAAAGAAAUACCAUUUGGCAACAGUUCUGUAUAUAAGAAAAGUGUCUUCAAGUUUAGAUCACUAUUUCUUAUAUUUCUUUCCUCAUUCACUUGGCUUAUUUUAUAACCACAGUUAGAAACCAAACUGGCAUCAUCACACUAUGAGAAAAAAAAGUGAGUAUUUGUAGACUAUCUUGUUUUAAUAAUAUAUUUGCAUAUAUUCCAGUGUGAAGUAAAUUGUGUAAAUCUGGAACCCAGCUUGUUUCCAAAUAGUUACAGGACAUAGCAAGGAAAGCAUUAGGGGAAUGUGUGAAUUUCUAGCAAUAUUUGCAUCAGAAGUUCCAAGAUAGUCUCAUAGUUGAUUAAAUCCUUGCUAUCUUGCAGUGUCUGUUUACAUAGUCUACUCAUUCUUUUUUGAAUCACAGUGCACUAGGCUUGUACAAAUAAAAUAUUUCCCAAGAGAAAAUGGCACAUUUGUAUAAUUGAGGACAUCAGGACAUUUUGUGUUUCAUACACAAGUUAACAUUAAAUGUAGAAUCUUUCUUUUACAAAUGCUUUUGACUUGUAAUGUGUUGGUGAAAUGCAUGCAGGAAAUUGUUAUUAUCAUAAACAACACAAACAAUAUUACAUAUGAGCCAAAAAAUAAAGAUUUCUUUUUUUUAAA
Messenger RNA from Parus major (Great Tit), 7483 nucleotides. Its product is annotated as sodium channel protein type 2 subunit alpha-like. Gene Ontology annotation, cellular component: plasma membrane; voltage-gated sodium channel complex; axon. Gene Ontology annotation, biological process: sodium ion transmembrane transport; neuronal action potential; membrane depolarization during action potential. The record is from RefSeq and is a predicted model, not a curated record. Gene Ontology annotation, molecular function: protein binding; voltage-gated sodium channel activity. The coding region runs from base 603 to 5396 and encodes 1597 amino acids. The transcript has 23 exons. NCBI's taxonomy places the organism in Eukaryota, Metazoa, Chordata, Aves, Passeriformes, Paridae.